AGCAUUCGGUACUAUUUUUGUUUGCUCUUCACCUAUACAUCUGCAUGCGUCAUCUCCUCUAGCGAAAAUAAAAGAGUGUUGAAGGAAUUGGAAGACAGGCUUUUACUCGAGUUGUCCACGCAGACGGGUAACAUCUUGGACAAUUGGGAGUUGAUUGCGACUCUAGAGGACACUAAAGCAAAAGCUGUCGAUGUCUUCCGUCAAUUGACGCAGGCUGAAGUCAUCUCGAAAGACGUAGAACGACAACGUGAUGGUUACCGCCCAGCAGCCAGGUUCGUUGGCAAAGCUUAA
Messenger RNA from Protopolystoma xenopodis, 291 nucleotides. The record is from the annotation of a GenBank genome assembly. NCBI's taxonomy places the organism in Eukaryota, Metazoa, Platyhelminthes, Monogenea, Polystomatidea, Polystomatidae.